Molecule: messenger RNA, 17107 nt
Organism: Coregonus sp. 'balchen'
Lineage: Eukaryota; Metazoa; Chordata; Actinopteri; Salmoniformes; Salmonidae
Source: the annotation of a GenBank genome assembly
UUUUCUGCUCUGAGUGUUUGGUGCUAAAAUGGAGGCUGGCUCCUCUCCUUAGCCUGGGCUACCCUAUCCUUUCCUCUACCCCAGCCCCUAGAUGUUGACAUGUACUAGAGCUGCCAGUGCGAUGGUUCUGGAUGCACCAAACUCAAAUGGGCCUUUCCAGCCCGUGGCCCUCAUGCAUUUUAGAGGUGAGCAACGCUAGCUGGCUGGCUUUGUCUGCGUAUCGUGUGUGUGUGUGUGUGUGUGUGUGUGUUAGGGGGAGGUGGACAAGAAUGUUGCCAUUUACCAUCUGUAGCUUUUUAGUGUGCUUUGGCGAUAGAAACAGUUUGAGAGUAAAGCCUGCUUUAGGAGGCAGGGAAGGGUGUCUUUUGUUAUCUUUGUCUGGGCAGCUGGGGUGUAUUUGGAGCAGGAAAAGGAGGUUGUGUGUGUUUGUCCUAUGAAAACUAGGAUCGCUUAGUGAGAGCGAGCGAUGGGAGGGGGGCUAGUUUUACUGCCUUCUGCCUCUCCCAUCCCCCACCAAGACUGCUGAUGUCAAAGGAAGACUGCUGACGUCACAGCCGUGUGCAUGCGUUUGGUGUCGCCCUAAAGCGGCAGGGCCCUUUGGCUAUGUUCUGUCCCUCGCAGUGGAAAUGGUUUCUCUUUCAUACAUCCUCCUCAGUGUUACACCGCAGCUUUGAAGGAGAAAAUGAGUACAACAGCAGCAGACUAUGGUGAAAGUGUGGACGUGACUUGAAUUCAUUGAUGUCCUUUUGCUGCUGGGUUGAAUGUCUCAGAACACCAUCGAUAUCAACAUAAAUUGUCCCUGUUCAUUGUAGGCUAUACAUAAACAGAGAUACACACUGACUUGAAGUGUGCAUCUCUGUUCUCCUGUAAUCAUUUUUACUAGCACCAAGCUGUCAUGGUGAAUUAGGUUUUAGUCAACUGGGUUAUUUUUUUGCUUGGCCAGGAACACAGGGGAAGGAUAUAAAAUCACCCCAUCCUAUUUAUGAUGGGGGUGUUAAUAAUAUCUCAUUAUCGACAAUACGUUUGGUGUUUUCUGUUUUUGAAGAAACUAGUGUUUCCUGGUUGCAAUAUGAGUAAAUGUUUAUGGAAACUGUAUUAUGUGUUGAUGGGACAGUACACUAAUCUUGUUUUAUUAUGCAUAUAGAUUUUGCCAAGACAUCUGUGACCUGCUGCUGCAUAUUGAUAUCAUUACAUUUUUGGGGGGGCAAUGCAUUAUGCGUCAGCACUCGUUCAAAUAUCCAUAAAAGCUAAUGGCCACUGGCACUGUUGCGAGUAGUCUAGUGAGACACUGUAGUACUGACACUGCCGUUUUGGCUUUGAGGUAGGGACUUGUGUUAUUAUACCUAGCCAUGAGAAAUGCAUUUAUGCCAUUUAUUAGGCAUAUAAAUGAUGCAAACAUUCAAAGCAGUUGGUUUAGGGAGAGCAGUCCACACUUUCAGCUUGGUCUAAAGCAUUGAGAGUAGGCCCUUCUUGCCACACUACAGGGCUGUUGCAGAGACCCAGUUUAAGCUUACUACUGGACUUAAAAGCAUUUUCAACAGAGACUUUCCACCACAAGUGCCUUGGCUGAAUCUGGGUCUGUGCAACCACCCUUCAGAUGUGCUUGUGUUCACUGGGAGUUCUGAUGAAGCUGGUUCUAGAUCUCUGCCUUUUACACCCGUCGAGAAUGUUCAGAUGCUUUCUCUUAAACUGUAAAUGCCUGUGGGGGCAUAAAGGUCAUGAGCCCAUGCACGCACGCUGUGUGUGUGUCUGUCAGCUGUGUGUGACGCACGCCACAGCGCGUCCCUUAAUAUUUUAGGCGUGUUGAGAAACCCUUGUACUGUUGUAAGGGGAGCAGGGGUACGGUUGGCAUGGAGGAGAGGAUCAUGGGACACGCAUGUUAGAGCAACACCACGUGCCUCAACACACCUGAGACAGGCAUGUGCCACAGCAGGAGCAGCGUGGUGCAACAAGAGAUAGACAGGGACCUGUUAGAACAGGGCUGUCAGGUAGUGUCUUUUUACUUUGUGAAUAACACCGGUCUAAGGCCUAGUUUAGGUUGGUGCACUACUCAUAUUUCAUAUGCAAAUUAUUCCCUUUGAGUGAAAUGCUCAAGGUUUGCUGUGCUCGAUGAUCAACAGCCCUCGUCCCUGUUUGCGCAACCUUUUCUGUAGGAUUCUCUCUGGGGUUGCGUCCCAAAUAGGCUCUAGUCAAAAGUAGCCCAUUCCAUAGGGAAAAGGGUACAAUUUGGAACACUGCCUCUUGGUCAUGCUGUGGGAACUGGGAAAGGCUGAGAGUGCCAGGCAGUUUGUUGUUUCAAGACUACAUCAAGCUUGUGACUCUACAAACUCAUUGGAUGCAUUCGCAGUUUGUUUUGAUUGUGUUUUGAGUCAUGUUUUGCCCAAUAGGAACUGACCUUUAGGUUACUGGCCCAAUGCUCUUAACUGCUAGGCUACCUGAAGCCAGGGUCCCUCUGUAACUUUCUCACUCAUCACCAUUCACGAUUCAGUCAUGAUUAUCCGUAAUCAUGGUAGCAUCCACAUUCAUGCUUACUUACAAUAAAAGUGACUAAAAUGACACCAUUAUUUACCAUUCACUUCCUAUUGGACAAAAGAUAAUCUGAAACGGAACCAAAACUAGCUUUAAAUGCAUCCAACAAGUUUGUAGAGUCACAAGCUUGAUGUAGUUAGUCAUUGUGUGCAAGGAAUGUGGGACCAAAUAAUACACUUUUGACUACUUUAAUAAAGGUGAAAUGUUUCCAAAUACUUAUGAUAUCUUCAAAUGGGGGACUAGAUAUAUAAAGUGCUUUGGUUUCUAAACGGUAAAGCAGUUAUGUAUAAAAAUCCUAAAUGCUGGGUUUUUUAGAGCCAUAUUAAAAUAUUAGCGUCACUGUCCAAAUACAUACAUAGGGUAGUGUAGAUUCCUCCCUCAGCCUUGAUAUCCAUGAACUGCUUGUUUUGUGUGUGUGAGAAGCCUAAUGAACAGAACAGGGUUCCAUCUUGGAUAACUGUGUCAUGGCACUGUAUCGAACUCAAGACCGCAUUAUUAUUAUUAUUAUUAUUAUUAUAAUAAUAUGCCAUUUAGCAUAUGCUUUUAUCCAAAGCGACUUAUAGUCAUGCGUGCAUACUUUUUUGUGUGUGGGUGGUCCCGGGGAUCAAACCCACUACCUUGGCGUUACAAGCGCCGUGCUCUACCAGCUGAGCUACAGAGGACCAUUAUCCCUAUGAGCUAAAGCCAAGGCAUUUUAGUUAUGGGAGCUCAAAUGUAUCUUCAAGUCUCAGCUAGCCAGGCAUGGUUAGGCUACCCAUCAUGCGAGCGUAGUUUGGCCAAAAACUCACAAAAACAUAAACCAACAGCAAUACCCAGGGAAGAUAUCUGAGGGAUUAGAAUUGUAAUCUGGGGCCGUAUGUAUCAAGUGCUGAUCUAGCAUUGGGUCCCACUGUCCAUACAUUAUGAUCUAAAAGGCACAACUGAUCCUGGAUCAGCACUCCUACUCUGAGAUGCUUGAUACCUACAGCCCCUGGUCUCUCUCCUGUCUCAGUGGUGAUGUACAGAUAGAAGCAGUCAGGUACAGGUAGGUCAGUAAAGCACUAAGCUCCAGGAUCUAGGCCUACACUGAGACGUUGCAAAAAAAAAAAAAAUGAAAGGCAGUCAUUUCAUAAAGAAAAAAACAUUUGUGUACUUGAACAGGUUAAAGGCAACAUUCUGAGUGGUUUACCAGAAUGCACUGUCUGAGGCCACGAGAGACCCAUGUUAGACUGCAUCUGUCUCCUUUGCAGAUUGGAAUGGUUGUGUAGUGUAUGAGGCUGCUUUGUUCUAAACAUUGAUUUCUGUCCGGCUGUUUUGUGGUCUGUCAUCACAUGCGCAGUGCACACAAGGACAGAAGGCUGCUGCUCGGCAAUGAGUGUGCAAUAGCUAGCUAUCUACGCGAGUGAGCAUUCAUCCAGGAGACUGAUAAUGAGUGGUUAUUUGGAAGUUAAUGGUUUUAUGGUGGCUGUCACACUGUUCUCCUGGAGCAUGAUUGAAAGCAUUUACAUUUUGUAUUCGUUCAUUUACAUUUACAUUUUAGUCAUUUAGCAGACGCUCUUAUCCAGAGCGACUUACAGUUAGUGAGUGCAUACAUGAUUUUUUAAAUUUUUCAUACCCCGGUGGGAAUCGAACCCACAACCCUGGCGUUGCAAAUGCCAUGCUCUACCAACUGAGCUACAUCCCUGCCGGCCAUUCCCUCCCCUACCCUAGACGACGCUGGGCCAAUUGUGCGCCGCCCCAUGGGUCUCCCGGUCACGGCCGGCUACGACAGAGCCUGGAUUCGAACCAGGAUCUCUAGUGGCACAGCUAGCACUGCGAUGCAGUGCCUUAGACCACUGCGCCACUCGGGAAAACCACGUUCAGCAGGCACUGUUGUCAGGAGUGACUCAGUGUCUUAGACGGCUUUCUAUUAAACUAUCAAUCACUCAUUCCUGUUAUGUGCAUGUUAUUUUACACUUUUUUUAGGAAGCUGCUGCCCACCCUCCCCCUCCCUUCACAUUUCUUAUGUAUCUGCUGCUCAACCUCCCCCUUCACAUUUCUCUCUUUACUCACCCUCUUCUGAACCCUCAACCAAUUGGAUCAACAUGAUGAUGUAGCCUAUGUUUCUGCCUCAUAUUUCUGAACAGCAGAAAUAAAAACCCAGUGUCUAUUUGAGUUAACUUUCCAAAAAUAAAUGCAUUUUGUAGGGUGAUUUAGGCUACAACCUUCUGUCUGUUGUAACUAAGGCUAUUGCAGUAGCACAAGAAAGGCGAAGUCUACACAUUGCAUUGGGGCAAAACAAUAUGCGUUUUAACCACAAGUGUUGUAGAUUAGGGCUGGGAAUUGCCAGGGACCUCACGAUACGAUGUUAUCAUGAUACUAGGUUGCUUGUACAAUGUGUUGCGAUUCGCUACCACAAUUUUGUGUUUUGAUGUUCCAAACAUAUUGCUCUCAGUAUGUCUGCUGCAGAGAAAUGAGAGCAUAAGAACUAGUUUUGAUCAGUCAGGGAAAUAAAAGUGCUGAAAACAACAUGUUGGCUCACAAUUUAAAAAGGUGGAGAACAAGCUAUAGGAUGAAAAAUACCAGAGUUGUGGUGCAGGUACAGCUGACUAGCGCUAGCUAAUGCUACCUACAGUAGAAUGAUUCUUAUUUUUAUUUUUUUAUCGUUACUUGGAGUCAAAUCAUUAUAAUAUUGUCCCAAAAUAAUAUCACGAUAUGUAACUAGCGAUUACAUUUUUUCCCCAUCGCUAUUUUAUAUUUGUGAUGUGAUCUGUAUACACCCUUUCAACUGUCAAAACAAUAACACGUUCUAUACGCAUGCACAACGAAGAGGUUCCCCAGUAAACAUCCGGCCCUCCAGCGUGCCAUAAUUGCUAGAUAGCUAGUUGGCUAGCUAGCAAAAAAGUUUGAUACGAACGACUUAUAUAAACACAUUGACUUGAUACCAGAUCCACUAAACAAAAUCAGAUAACGUUUAUUUCACGUAUAUUCUCUGUUUGCGAUGGUGUUGCAUUUGGUUAGCACAGCAAAUAACACCACAGAGCUAGUGUGACGUGAAGGUAGAGCCAGCAGUGUAACUGUAGCUAGCAUUAUGAGUCCAGUGUUUGACGGCCACAUUGUUUACAUCAAAAGUUAACGAGCAGCAGUAAAUACCCCACUAUCAACCCCUCAUCAAUCUGUCACUCAGCUCUUCGUCUGCUUCCUCCAAAACGCAACUAUAUUUUACCCAGAUGUUUUUCCCACUUAGUUUCUAUUAACACUAGAAAAGCCUGGCCUCUGUCAGUGUUGCCAACUCCUCAGUAAGGAAAGUAGCUAUUGGCUGUCCUAAAAGUCGCUAGAAAUCGCUAAAUGACGUCAUCACCUAAUUUGCAUAAUUGGCCAUGUGCAUGUAAUUGUGAUGGACGCUGUAGGAGAGAGGAAUAAUGUCGUGGGAGAGACAACGUGAGUAAAAAAACACCCUACAUUUACAUCCCGCCCUGAAUGUAAGCCAGGGCGGGAUCAGCCAGCGGCGGCUUCCCGCAUGCGUGAUUCAUUUGUAGUCUGGACGCGGAGGUGUGAACAUCUCCUGCUCUGACUGCAGCUGGGACGGACUGCUGCGUGAGGACUGGGCCACCUGUGAGUGCUUUGGGACGGGGGUAACAAAGCACCCGCUGCUCGUUGAGAAGAGUAAGAACGAUACGUGCUUUCACGUCAGUCUCCAAUAACACCAGAAAGUCACUAGUCGCUUUUUUGAAAAUGUGUCGCUAGAGGGGUCUGAACUCGCUAAAUAUAGCGACAGUCGCUAAAUUGGCAACACUGCUCUUUGUGUAUUAUCGACCACCUUAUGAGACCUAGCUAGUGGUUUGUUUACAGUAAAGCUAGACUAUACAGAUGCUAGCACUGACACUUUGUGGUGAUCAUUUUGAACUGCAUAUCAUAACACCAGGAUGGUACAUAACAUUACGUUUAUUUGAAGCAACAUUUGGCGAUUGUAUAUAGAAAUUAAAUCCAAUUCACCUUAAAAUAUUCCUUUCUGUGCACACCCUCAUGAUUGUGGUAUUUGCUAAUAAUGUCUCUCUCCUGUGCGUGUCAUCCUUAAGGCCUACAGUCAUUACGAGGGUAGGGCUAGCUGCAGAUUGUAACAGAGUCUCAAUGUCUGUGUCCAGUUGAAUUUAGAAAAUGCUCUGUUAUAAAAUGUAUUUGUUUUUGCACCGUGAAGUAAUCCAACAAUGUAUACGCCGCAAUCUUGUCUAUUUCAAAUUUUCUCUCAUUGAUCGAGACCUGUGGGUCCACCCCAAAGUGCCGCAUUUCAUGACACUCACCUGUCUCUUACAAUGAGAGAAGAUUUGAAAUAGACAAGAUGGCGGCUUACACAUUGUUGGAUUACUUCAUGGAGCAAAAUAUUUAUUUAUUUUAGUAGCAGAGCAUUUUCUAAGUUCAAAUGGGCCCCCUGCAACUGGACAUGGACAUUGAGACUCCUGUUUCGUGAAAUAAGAUGGUAUCGGCAAUACAAGGUUAGUUAAAUCUCUGGCAACGUUUUGUAUAGGCAAACCUGUAACUCCCAGUAUAAUGGCGACCAACGUUUUUGGGUUAAAUCAGAUCUGGUGUUACAAUCUGUAGCUAGGGUAGGGCUUGCACUAAUACAUUUCAUGACUGCAUGUAGAGUAGUUGUAGAAGUCAAAUCUGGUAUCCUUCAACAUGGUUAGCCUCAUUAAUUGUCUAAUGAAAAAGGAAAAAACCCCACACUCAUCUUACCAGUAUGAGCCUUUUCUUUAUCAUCAAAUGAUUCCCACACAAGUUACCUCAGAUGUGAGUGCUUUUACUACUUCUAAUAGUAUCAUUUCAAAUGGAGAACUUGUCAAAUAAAUGUAAACAAUGUGUGAGAAUUGACUAAUCCUGUUUCAGUAUGGAAAUGACAAGCCACAUGCAUUGGACAUGCCCACAAGGCCAAUACUAAUCCCAUCAUAUGUCUGAAUUGGGCAUGCAUGCCAUAAAUCAUCUCUCAUCCACUGUAAGCAAUGGAACCAAAAGGGUAGUGCAUGGAUAGUGGUGGCAAGAGAGAAAUACCCUGGAGAGUGACCACAGUGAAGGGUCACUUUUACAGCAGCUCACCUCCGCUACAGUCCUUAACCUUUCACCACCUCCUAAGCCGCCGACAGUAUAACUCAGCCACCGACUGUGAUCUGAGUCAAUGUAGCAGAAUUAAAUAUACCCGCAAAAUUAAUUGUUGGAGCUAGAUUUACUCCGUUCAGUCUGCUCUGCUGGCUGCUGAGGUUGAUGCGGAGAAGGAGGAAGUGAGUGUAGUAGAGGGGUAAGUGUGUAGCACGUGAGCUAGUUUACAGGUGAGUGCUAGGCUCUUUCUCUAUUCGUCCUUCCUCGAUUCCUUGCCGCCGCCUCCUCAACCCAUUGUAGAAGAAAGUCAGAGGGGAGGAACCUUUUACCUUCUCCUCCAAUACAGUUGUGAUACAAUACAGGUGAGGAAUCAAGGAAAGACAAAGUGAGACAAAGCCCUAGUAGCCAUCGUGUGGGGAUGUCACCCGCCCUGAGACCUAAAGUACUGUUAUCCUAGCCCAACCAAGAUCAUUGUUUUGGUAGGAUAAUGGAUGCUGCUUUUUGGGUGUUAUCCUAGCCCAACCAAGAUCAUGAAUUUGGUAGAAUAAUGGACGCUGCUUUGCGGGUGUUAUCCUAGCCCAACCAAGAUCAUGAAUUUGGUAGGAUAAUGGACGCUGCUUUGCGGGUAUAAAGUGCUGUUGUGGACAGGGGUUGCAUCCCAGGUCAGCCAUACAGGGAUUGUUACACCCACACCAAUGAUCAAGGAGAUUAGCUGCACAUCUGUGCAAUAUCAUCAGAUAAAAUGAGUGACAACCAAAUUAAACCGACAAACAGGGAAUGUUAAUUGACCAUAAAAUACACUAUACUUAAUUCAAAGAAUCAACACUUUAUUUCAUAUAAUGCAAAGAACACCUAUGUAAAUGGUUAGUUGGUUUAUACAUCACCUUACUCCAAAACAAGAUAAUUUUAAUAGUUAAAUUCUCUUUUACAAUUAAUAAGCAGAAUGUCAGGUGUUAGGGCUGGGCUGGAACAGAAACCUGCACACCCAGUAUCUAGAUCUCUAGGAGCAAGGUAGGCCAUGAAUGUUCUAAGCCUAAGCAUUGUUACUUUAACAGUUCUUGUAUUCCUACAACAAAUUCUAACAGUAAACCAGUAGCAUAUAACCCAUUGGAGAUCUAGCCUUCUUGUCUCUUCAGGACUUGGGACUUUCAUUGGGACCUUCAUCCGCAGACAGGGUUUAGCAGCUUUCACAGGUCUCUGUACUGAGGUUAAGAAACACAGAAAUUAGACUGGAACUUGCUUUAUUAUUCUCAAGUGAGAUAUAUGUAUAUAAUGUAAUGUAAUGUAUGUAUGUAUUGUUGAUAUUUCGCAAUAUUUUUUGUGUUAUAUCUUUGGGACUGGAAAUGUGUUAAUUAUCUAGCUUAGCUACUAGCUAGGUAGUUAAUAUUGUUUUUAGCAUAUAAAGCUGUUUGUCAUUAACUAAUAUUGGAUGGCUGUCUAUCCUAUUUAUAUGUAGCUAGCUAAUGUUACCUAGAAUAGAUGGUUAACUUGAUAAAGAACUUACCUGUUUGCUACAAGUCAUCCUGGCGCCGCCGCCUCCUGCUGCUAACGUUACUAUCCAAUGGAGGCACUACAUCCUGCUGCGAUGCUUCUUUGGGAAAUCUAUCAACUUUAAUUUUGAAAAAAUAGAUUCCUUCCCGGUCGUAAGGACCAUCCCACCCGUGAAUAAUAUGGUCAAAUGCAAAUGUUGUCCUUGAAAACAACUAGACUAAGUUAGCUAGCUGUUUACAGCCGCGAUGGAACAGCUGUUGUUUACAGACCGGAAGUUCUUUGGGUUCCAGGGAUCACUUCCGCUCCUCCUCAAAAAGCAAUUAAAAAAGGUGUACAGUUAUGCUGCCAUAUCGUGGCCUUAGCUGCUGAAAAAUAACACUUACUUUGACUGCUUGUCUGCCCCCUGCUUUGACAAUGUUUACAAUGAUGGUGAAAAAAGAACAUUGCUAUUUAGACUACCUGUCUGUCUUUCUUGUGUUUUGAUAUGCUGCCUUUAGCUUGCCUAAAUAGCUGCAUGUGCUCCCUCCUGAAAAAAGAAGGGUCCAGGAAAAGUUGGAUCCGCAGCCACUCCGUUUGGUUAUUUAGCCUACAGCUUUAGCUGCAAAUGUGUUUUUCCGGCAUAUUUUGUCAAGCAGUGAAAAGGAAUUUCCCUCGUGAGGGGAGGACAACGUAUGAAUCUGACUCUCUCUUUCUCUCUCUCCUCCCAGAUGUCCCUCCGGCAGAGCAGGAGAAGCUGUUUGUCCAGAAGCUGCGUCAGUGCUGUGUCCUGUUUGACUUUUUGUCGGAUCCUCUGAGCGACCUGAAAUGGAAGGAGGUGAAGCGGGCGGCGCUCAGCGAGAUGGUGGAGUACAUCACCCACAACCGGAACGUCAUCACAGAGCCCAUCUACCCAGAGGUGGUGCACGUGGUCAGUAGACAGUCACAGUGGACAAGGCCUUGCCUCAUGCACUUACAAAUGCCUAUCAUGCCGUUUGUUUCUCCUUCCAUGCUGAUUGUGUGGUGAACAUAGGACUAAUCAAGACGACAUUGAUACUGUCCUCAUACACUUGCUUUUAAUGUUCACCAGAGACAACCCAGUGUUUCCCCUAGAGGUCUUGUCCUGGGUCGGGUGGAGGUAGACCUAUAAGCCCCUCAUACAAACAAAUAUUUUGUGCAUGGUUCUCUGCCUUUAUUGACAUCAUAACCCUGCCAUCCUCAAACAAUCACAAAAGCCAUAAACCAUUUCAAUCAAUUGAGAGAAGCUUUCAAAUCCCACAAAGUUUCCACAUUUCUGUUGUUUUUUUUGUCGGUUGCCUGUGGCAGAUUAUUUCAGUUCUAGUUAAUGUUGUAUUUUAGUUCCUGAGGCAUAGGCACUCCCCAUUCCUUAUCAGAUUAACUAUGUGUGAACCCAGGGCAUAAUGCAACUGCUUAAAAAAAAGAAGUGUUUUAUUUAACGAGACAAGUCAGUUAAGAACAGAUUCUUCAUGAUAUUAUUAUUAGUCAUUUAGCAGACGCUCUUAUCCAGAGCAACUUACAGCUAGUGAGUGCAUACAUUUAUUUUAUUUUAUUUCCAAUGACGGCCUACCCCGGCCAAACCCAGACGACGCUGGGCCAAUUGUGCGUCUCCAUUUGGGACUCCCAAUCACGGCCUGUGAUACAGCCUGGAAUCGAACCAGGGUCUGUAGUGAGGCCUCUAGCACUGAGAUGCAGCGCCUCAGACAGCUGCGCCACUCGGGAGCCCCUAAAUGUAAAUUAGUCCAUGCUUUAAGGCAUCCGCAUGCUUCCCAGCCGAAACAGUUCACAAGAGUUUGUGCAUAUAUUAUGGAUACUUUUGUUUUUGUUUGUUUUUGGACUUCGGUGAGGGUUUUUUCGGCUGUUCGGGCACACAAGCCGAGGUUCGGAGCCUUCGUCGGUGAUUGGUCAAAAGUAGGGAUUCUUCAAAGUCUUUGUUGUCAUUCAAUGAGAGACAACCUUGUUUUCAUGCAACAUAUUUCAUUGAGAAAUACUGCACCAAACAUCUUAGUUGGAUGUAAAAUUGCGCGAUUAAAAUCCACUUGGCAAAAAUGUUAAUUACAGAUUUCUUGAGUUAUCGUAGAUUAAUACUGACUAUUUUGAGGAAGUGCAUACUGGCUACGGUGUCUCAGAAUGGACAAACAGUAGUAUUGCUGCUUUUUUCUAGUUUUUCAAGGCAAGGUCUUUUUAAGGGAGUAUACGAGCACGCUCGUUCGGUUCACCUAGCCGACUUCGGCCAGCCGAACUGAAGCGUACUGACGCCUUUACAUUCACCGGACUUAAAUCUUAUUGGUUAGCAGUAGGCCUGUUCUCUACCAGUAUUAGCUUGCUAGCUGUUAUCAGCCAAAGGCUAGCACUGUGGGCUCAAUCUGUUUUAGGCCACAUAGUUGACUAAAAAUCUAAUUGGUGUUCAUCAUCAUCGGUUCACCUACCUCUAUAACAGUCUCCACGUUGUCCCCUCAGUUCAGCCCUGGUUAGCAGGUCAGGCAGCCUACUAGCUGUAGCUGAGUGAAUGAAAUACUGGGUCUGUGUAGUAGUCUAAAUGUAAACGAGUCCAUUGUGGACAUGGCUGCAGAUGUGGUGCUGCCUGCCAGCCAGGUCUGAAUGAAAGCCUUUGAUGUUUAUCAAAGCAGGCCUCAAUGCUACGCAGGAAACCGAGGAUGAUCGAGGUGCAAAUGUCCCCCUAUUCUCCUGAUCCUGCCUCUAUUUGAUCAGUGCAGCAGAAAAUGCAAGGCUGCUGCCAAAUCCGCAUAAAAAUAUGUUAUUGGUUUACUUUAGUUCUCCCCUUCCUGCCCCCUUCACUUUGAAGUGUUCACUGCUUUUAACAUCAAAGUAUGGAGAGAGAUGGACAAAGUGCACUGUAAAGGGUGUAUUCUUUAUGGUUAUAAUAGGCCACGACGGACGGCUCUUUGAUAAGUGCACUAUUGUUACAGACGUAUCGGCUUCAGAUUGGUAAAGCGCUCCCUGUUCAUAUGACUUGGUGGUCCAUUAGACUGACAGUUACACACUUUGGGGGGGGGGGUAAAAUGGUUUCUCGGAACGUAAACAUUGACAAGCGAGUGCAUGUUGACCUCUGCCUGCUGGGGGUGUGGAGGGAUGGAGUGUUCGGAGAGGUGAGAAAAGGCUGUGAGAUAUAGAGAGAUGAGAAAAAUAGUAGACUAAGCUUCGACCUACGUCUACUCUGACAGACGGAGUGAUGAAAAGAGAGAUGUCUGCUGCUUUAUUGGUUGUGGGAGAUGGACAUAGUGGUGAAAAGAAAGCAAUUAUCUAGGCUACUUGUUUUGUUUACAGAGAUGGAGAGAGAGGCCUUGUAAAUGUCAUCUUAAAGGUCCUGUCAUUCUUUCCUCUACUCUCUAGUCUGCAGCAGUAGUGGGUUUUGCUUCGUCUUUUGGCUGCAUUGACAGAAAAGGUUUUGAAAUGUAAAAAUGAUUACAUAAAUGAACAAGAAGAAACAGGCUGAUGGGUGAAGAGGUCAGAUGAACAUCUGUACCGUUAUCUUCUAUUUAGUUUGAUACACAAUACACAUUAAUCAAAAGGUCCGUUUUUAUGUCAAUGUGAAAGUGCCAGAGUUUGUUAUAAAGCUGAUCUUUGACACCUGUCGGUGAUAGCUCUGAUGGUAGUAAUAUGUGGUGUUCUGUUUAGUGACCUGUCUCUGUCCUUCAGUUUGCAGUGAACAUGUUCAGGACGUUGCCUCCAUCAUCCAACCCCACAGGGGCUGAGUUUGACCCGGAGGAGGAUGAGCCCACGCUAGAGGCCGCGUGGCCACACCUACAGGUACACACACACACACACACACACACACACACACACACACGUACAUGAAUGAACGCACACUGUUUCAUACCACUGAUGUGUACGUCUCUGCUCCUCUUUCUCCAGCUCGUCUAUGAGUUCUUCCUCCGGUUUCUAGAGUCUCCAGACUUUCAACCAAAUGUAGCCAAGAAGUAUAUCGACCAGAAAUUUGUAAUGCAGGUAAGCACUGGUCCUUUCUUACUGGAAGUAAAGCAACAUGGGUUGUGUGUCUGUGUGGGACUGUCUGUGAGUGUGUUUUUCUCUGUGUGUGUGUGUGUGUUUUGUGAACAAGUGUUGUAAGGUCACUGUGUUGUCUCCAUAGCUAUUGGACCUGUUUGACAGUGAAGACCCCAGGGAAAGGGACUUUCUAAAGACAACUCUGCAUCGCAUCUACGGCAAGUUCCUGGGCCUGAGAGCGUACAUCAGGAAACAGAUAAAUAACAUAUUUUAUAGGUGAGUAAAUGGCCCUAAUACGGCACUGUAGUCAUAUGUUGAGUCGUGUCAUCAUCGGAGACACUUGACAUGACGAGUGGCAAUGUUUUUAAAUGACCAUUCAUUUCACUGGUCUGUUUCGCUUGGUCUUUUGUCAUUUUAAUUGAGAACUGUCAAUUCUUUGCAGCUUCAUUUAUGAAACGGAACAUCAUAACGGAAUAGCAGAGUUAUUGGAAAUAUUAGGGAGGUAUGUCAAAUUGUAAUUAUUUCCAAUAGUUUUUGUGCCUACAUUGUUUUGCUGAUCACCUGUAUUAUAUUGCUGAUCACAACCUUUUCUCUUUCUGUCUGUUUGCAGCAUAAUCAAUGGGUUUGCCUUACCGUUGAAAGAGGAGCACAAGAUAUUCCUGUUGAAAGUGUUGCUGCCUUUACACAAAGUCAAGUCCCUUAGUGUCUAUCACCCACAGGUAUAGUGUCUAGCCCCAUCUCUUAACCCUCCCUUUGGUGUAAACACGUUACUGUUAAAGAAGCCUUAGGCCUACUUUAGAAGAAACCUUUUGAUAUAGGCCUACAGUGUUAUAGGUUGUAAUACAUGUUAAUUCCAGUUGUAGUAAGCGUUGUUGACAUAAUAGUUGUAGUUAAUAUGCUCUUUUGUGUGUCUCUCUUUCUAGCUGGCGUACUGCGUGGUGCAGUUUCUAGAGAAGGACAGCACCCUCACAGAACCGGUAAGACAUCUUCCAGUUCGCUGGGCAAAUAUCACCAGUCCCAAUGUGUGAGAUUAGUACAUUGCUCCAAUGCUGGUUCAGUGUUAAUGUGCGAACCGUCUUCAUAGACUGUGAUGGCUCUGUUAAAAUACUGGCCAAAGACCCACAGCUCUGUGUGCGACUAGUUAGUGCUGUGUUAAUGUAUGGCUCUACUCUUCUCUCCUACAGACAGUGAUGGCUCUGUUGAAGUACUGGCCAAAGACCCACAGUCCAAAGGAGGUGAUGUUCCUCAACGAGCUGGAGGAGAUUUUGGACGUCAUCGAACCCUCUGAGUUCGUGAAGGUCAUGGAGCCCCUCUUCAGACAGCUGGCCAAGUGUGUGUCCAGCCCGCACUUCCAGGUGUGUUUUGUGUUGUUUGCUCAGGUAGUGUGUUGCCCGUGUGUUAGUGGUUAUCUGUGCUAAGACGUUACCUGACCAAGCAUCCCUCGUGUGUCAGGUGGCAGAGAGAGCGCUGUAUUACUGGAACAACGAGUACAUCAUGAGUCUGAUCAGUGACAAUGCCGCCAGGAUCCUCCCUAUCAUGUUCCCCUCGCUCUACCGCAAUUCCAAGACCCACUGGAACAAGUGAGUCACUCUGCUAACAACUAACUACCACUAUGGUGCUGCCUCUCUUUCUGGGUCUCCGUUUACUGCCCUAUGAUAGGGAAGUGAACAACAUAUGUUUUAUUGUUACGCAUUCCUGGGUUCAUACGUAUUUGUGAGCGUGUCUCUUUGCGUGUCUGUGUGUACAGGACGAUCCACGGUCUGAUCUACAACGCCCUGAAGCUCUUCAUGGAGAUGAACCAGAAGCUAUUUGACGACUGCACACAGCAGUUCAGAGCAGAGAAGAACAAGUAAGAAGCCUUAACUUAUACACACCUUUCUCAUAACUAUUCAUUUAUUCACAACGUCCACCCCACGUGUUGCCCAUGACUCUGAAAUGACUGUUGUUCCCCUGUCGUCGUGUGUGCGUAGAGAGAAGGCCAAGUGGAAAGAGCGAGAAGAAGCGUGGGUGAAGAUCGAGAAUCUGGCCAAGUCCAACCCUCAGGUGAGCACGAAGAGUCGCUAUUUGUCUCUGUGCGUGUUACUUCAGCCCCGGUGUCUAUUCCUCUCUCAACCCAGUAGUCCAGCACCUAGUCCCCCACCACACCACAGGACAGAACAGCCCAGGCAGCAACAGAUAAAUAGAUGUACUCUAUGGCUGUACUCUGUGUAUGGCUCAGAGGCCAAAAACCUCCCAGCAGAACCUGACACACAGCCAAGGCUGGAAAUCCUCUCUGACACAUCAUCAUAUAUUUUGACCAAAUGAUCUAAAAAGGUAUAUCAUUAUCUUUGGUUCUGGGAGUCCCUCAUCACUCUCUUGCUGGGUGUACUUACUGAUAUCUCAUUAUAAUCCUUCCCGCUUUCUCUCUCCUUGUUUAGUUCCUGGUGUAUGUGGACCCGUCAGGCCUGGGUAGUCCCAUGGAGACAGACGGACCAAUGACGAUGGAGGACUUCAACAUGCUGAAGAGGACUAUAGAGGAUGAGGCCACACAGGUACUGUGGGUUUGGAACAGUGUGUGUGUGUGUUCCUUUCCUCUGUCCUCCUCCAUGCUGUUACUCAGUGCAUUGCAUUAGUGUGUGUGUUCACGUGAAUGUCCAGAGCACAGUGUCUCCCUCACUGUAUGAAAUGUAGCACCAGUGUGACAUUUAGUAGAACUCAUCUUGUGGGCCAUCUCACACCUUGUUGCAGUUUUAAAUGGGUGGAGAGACGGGAUAUGUGUAUGAGCAGUGUAGCACGGGUAGCAUGGGCCCUGGUCAAAAGUAGUUCACUACAUGGGGAAUAGUUUGCAAUUUGGGACGCAAUCUAGGUUGUAGGUGAAGAACAAGGUCAGGGAGAGGGCUGUGAGUGACGCACUUAUUGACAGGAUCAGAUAUAGGCAAGCUCACAUUUCAAAGGCAGCGGAGAGCUGACAUUAAUGAAUGCUACACCGUACUGUAGUGUACUCCCUACAGCAGUGGUUUUCAACCUGUGGUCUGUGGGUGUAUUGCAAGUGGGCCACACAUAUAUUUUAAUUUAUGUAUUUGACGUUUUUUCUUCCAAAAUAAUGUUUGGAGUAUUAAUAGUAUUAUAAGCAAUUUUUCAUAACUUAUCACAAUGCACAUUGUUUAUUAUAAUAAUUAUAAUAAUAAUAAUAAUAGGCCUUUAAUUUGUUUUAAUUCACCUCUAAAAUUUACUAAAUUUUCCUGCCAAGAUAUUUUAUUGAAAAAUGAAAAUGUGACUGCGAGUGAUUGUCCUCGAGAGCUUUUGACAGUGAUUUGGUAGUCCCCGGAAAAGGUUGGGAACCGCUGCCCUACAAUGCACAGCAUAGUGUACACUUCAUGCAAGACUACUACAUGUCUAGGAGGGUUUCGUGAUCGCUGAUGGAUUGGGCUGAGUUAGCGAUACAAUAUGAAGCACUUUGAGUUGAGAUCUAGUCAAGGCGUGAUGGACCUAGUGAAAUGUGCUAUUUUUCUAUUUUAGCGGCACUGAGUAGUAUGAAGGACUAGAGAAUGUUUGUUUCAGGGGGUGAACUCACUCUGGAUGUGUAACCGUUCCCUUGUCUCUUGGUGCAGAGGAACCUGUAUGGGUGUGGGAUCAGUCCAAUGCUUUGAUUACACCAGGCACUAUCUCUAACGAUAAACUACCGGAGAUCAUUCGUUUUCAAUGGGGGGAGGAGACACGAGGAUACAUUCAGCAACUUAAUGGUCGGCAACUAAGAAUCCCACGUUUAUGCAAAUUAGCAGCGACCAAUAACCAAUCAGAGGAGGGUCUCGCUAGCUAGCUUCGACACCGUGCUGGAUAGGCUAACAGCCAACGUGAAGUUGUGGUUGCUAUUUUGAGAAUACACCCAAAAAUGGGAGAGCUUGGCAAUUUCUUACAAUGUUGUAGCUUUUGGUAUGAAUGGACUAUGCGUAACUGUUCUCCCUCUGUUCCUGCCUGUCCCCGAUAGCUCCAGAGAAACGAGCGUAAGGAGCGUCCGCUGGUCAGGAGGAAGUCUGAGCUGCCUCAGGACAUUUCCACCGUCAAAGCCCUGGAGACGCACCGGAGGGCCGAGGACAUG